GAGGGCAGGGCGGAAGUGAGGCUGGCUCCUUGAAGCUUCCCCUUUCCUGCCCCGGGUUCCUUCCCUCACAGCGAUUCUGAGAAGAAGGGGACCAUGGCCCCCCGAGCCGCCCUUGUCCGCCAGACCUGCUGUUGUUUCAAUGUCCGGAUUGCCACCUCGGCCCUGGCCAUCUAUCAUGUGAUCAUGAGCAUCUUGCUGUUCAUCGAGCACUCGGUGGAGGUGGCUCAUGGCAAAGGCUCCUGCAGGUUCUCCAAGACUCUGUAUCUCAGGAUCGCCAAUGUGAUCUCCAGCUUCCUGCUCAUCCUGAUGCUGUUUCUCAUUAGCCUGAGUCUGCUGAUCGGCGUGGUCAAGAGCCGGGAGAGGUGCCUGCUGCCCUUCCUAUCCCUACAAGUCAUGGACUUCCUGCUCUGCGUGCUCACGCUGCUGGGCUCCUACGUCGAGCUGCCUGCCUAUCUCAAGUUCGUCUCCCGGACCCAGCCGGGACAUUCCAGGGUUCCAAUGAUGACCUUGAAGCUGAUGGACUUUUGCCUGAGCAUCCUGACCCUCUUCAGUUCCUACAUGGAAGUGCCCACCUAUCUCAACUUCAAUUCCAUGAACCACAUGAAUUAUUUCCCGAGACAGGAGGACAUGUCUCAGAGCCAGUUUGUCAAAAUGAUGAUCAUCUUUUCCAUCGCCUUCAUUGCGAUUCUCAUCCUCAAGGUCUACAUGUUCAAGUGCGUGUGGCGAUGCUACCAGCUCAUCAAGCACAUGAACGCGGAGGCCGAGAGGAGCAGUUCCAAGAUGAGUUCCAAGGUGGCCCUGCCAACCUACGAGGAAGCCCUGUCUCUGCCCUCCAAGUCUCCAGAGGGGAAUCCGGCUCCGCCCCCAUACUCAGAGGUGUGACCAGGCCAGGCCCCAGCCCUGGAGCUGGGAGGGGCCCCGUGCUCCACAGCUGCUGCUUUGCUUUGGUGGGGUGGCCGCCUAGCUAAUUACAGGACCAUCUGCUGUGUACCCCUCUCCGGCUCACUCACAGUUGGGUCCCCUUCAGCUGAAUGGCUCUUCAAAAUGUUCCAAAAAAAAA
Molecule: messenger RNA, 1060 nt
Organism: Dipodomys ordii (Ord's kangaroo rat)
Lineage: Eukaryota; Metazoa; Chordata; Mammalia; Rodentia; Heteromyidae
Gene: Laptm5
Product: lysosomal protein transmembrane 5
Exons: 8
Coding region: 94-882 (262 amino acids)
Cellular component (GO): lysosomal membrane
Source: RefSeq, a predicted model, not a curated record